UGGCGUAACCGACUUUGUAUUCACAUAAUAUUUUCAAACAAAAACUUUAUUGAAUUUAAAUUAGAAAGUGUAGUGUUUACGCGCGAUUUUACGCGCCAUUUUGGUGGAAGUGUCAAUUUCAAAUUUCGAGUGAGUGUUAUCUGUGGCUAACCUUUGGAAUUCUCGGAUUCUUAUAAAAUGGCGGCAUCAAACAAUGUGCGGUCGGAUAAAUUACGGCAGAUGUUCAGCUGGACGGGAGAAACCUCGCCUCCGCCGCUGGGCGAUGAAAAGGAUCCCAAAAUGAGUCAGCUCCACUUCUCACCGGCAUUAGACAAGAAUAAUACGAUAUUGGAGAAGCGUCAGGAGGCUGCAGUGUGCGUUCGGCACGCGUUCAAGCAUUACGGGUCCAACAAACGGCCGAACCAUGUACUUAGCAACCUUGAUAUGACUGUGAAAAAGGGAACUAUAUAUGGUCUCCUUGGUGCCUCCGGAUGUGGAAAAACUACACUCCUCUCGUGUAUAGUGGGGCGACGGAAACUGAACAGUGGCGAGAUAUGGGUGCUGGGAGGAAAACCCGGAACCAAAGGUUCUGGUGUCCCGGGUAAGCGCGUGGGUUACAUGCCCCAGGAGAUAGCGCUGUACGGAGAGUUCACCAUCAAGGAGACCAUGAUGUACUUCGGCUGGAUCUUCGGUAUGGAGACCAGUGAAAUUAAACAGAGGUUGCGCUUCCUUCUAGAUUUCCUCGAUCUGCCCAGUGAGAACAGAAUGGUUAAGAACUUGAGUGGUGGUCAACAAAGACGAGUGUCGUUCGCUGUGGCCCUCAUGCACGACCCUGAGCUGCUCAUCCUGGAUGAACCCACAGUCGGAGUGGACCCCCUGCUGCGGCAGUCGAUCUGGACCCAUCUGGUCAGGAUCACCAGCUCCGGAGACAAGACGGUCAUCAUCACAACACAUUAUAUAGAGGAAGCCAGGCAGGCGCAUUGUAUCGGGUUGAUGCGUAGCGGGAGACUCCUAGCUGAAGAUCCACCUCAAGCGCUUCUCCAGCGAUAUGGCUGUAUUUCCUUGGAGGAUGUCUUCCUCAAGCUCUCCAGAAGACAAGGUCAAACCAAUCAAGUUGUGGAACUGAACGUGUCUGGAGGCCUGGGGCUAAACAAGAUGUCGAAGAGAGAGGAGGCUCCGUACGCGGUGGAAGACGCCCAGGUCGUGGGACUGAACUUCCACCAGAGCAAGGAGGUGCUUAUCAUGGACCACGGACCCGGCUCCAACGGAGAUCUUCCUGGAAAAGUGUCGGAGGCUGUCGCGUCCGAAUGUACCAACUGCACUGGGAGAUUCAGUUUCACGUCCCGCGGCAAGAUAAAGGCUUUGAUCCAGAAGAACUUCCUCCGGAUGUGGCGCAACAUCGGUGUGAUGCUGUUCAUCUUCGCGCUCCCCGUGAUGCAGGUUAUACUCUUCUGUCUGGCCAUCGGCAGGGAUCCCAGCGGUCUCAAACUGGCUAUAGUUAACCAUGACGUGAACGUAUUCGACGGUUACUGCCCCUAUAACACAUCCUGCUCCAUGAAGAACCUGUCCUGCCGGUACCUCGACCACCUUAAGAACGGCUCCAUCAUCAAGAACUACUACGCUGACCUCAGCGAUGCCACGCACGCGGUGCAACAAGGGGACGCAUGGGGAGUUAUCUACUUCAACGAGAACUAUACUGACUCUCUUGUGGCUAGGUUGGCUUUAGGUGACAUCGCGGAUAAUGAGACGAUUGCGUCCUCCGAGAUCGAGGUGUGGCUCGACAUGUCCAACCAGCAGAUCGGACUCAUGCUGAACCGGGACAUUCAGUUCAGUUACAGAGACUUUGCCAAGGACUUACUGUCAACUUGCCAAUACAAUCCGAAAGUGGGAGACAUCCCGAUCGACUUUAAGGACCCGAUCUACGGCGACAACAAUCCUUCGUUCACGGACUUUGUGGCACCCGGAGUCAUACUCACGAUCGUGUUCUUCUUGGCCGUGGCGUUGACCUCGUCGGCGCUGAUCGUGGAACGUAUGGAGGGUCUACUGGACCGCUCGUGGGUGGCGGGCGUGUCUCCCGGGGAGAUCCUGUUCUCGCACGUGGUCACCCAGUUCGUGGUGAUGUGUGGCCAGACGGCGCUCGUGCUGGUCUUCAUGAUCCUGGUGUUCGGGGUCAAGUGCAACGGCAACAUCGCCUUCGUGGUCAUGCUCACGUUGCUGCAAGGUCUUUGCGGAAUGUGCUUCGGUUUUGUAAUCUCCGCCGCCUGCGAGUUAGAACGGAACGCGAUCCAGCUUGCCUUGGGUUCCUUCUACCCGACCUUACUGCUGAGCGGCGUUAUCUGGCCCAUCGAAGGCAUGCCCUGGAUCCUGCGCUACGUCUCUCUCUGUCUCCCUCUCACCCUCGCCACGUCUUCCCUUCGAUCCAUCCUCACCAGGGGCUGGCCCAUCACAGACCCCGAGGUUUACAUGGGUUUCGUUUCAACUAUUUCAUGGAUUCUACUAUUCUUAGUGGUAACAAUAACAAUUCUAAGGUUCAAACGAGGUUAAAUUUAAAUUUUAUUUAUUAUUUAUUCUGCUUCUGGGUUGCCUCUGUUCACUUUUUAUAUCUGGCAACCCAUCUCGACUUUCUAAUAGACUUUAUAUAACAAGUUUGCUCAAUUUACUAGCGAUUCGUGUGCUAUUUGUAAUUGGAAGUAGGGUGUGUCCCCAAUGUGUGAAAUUUUUCCCAUUUCGGGUGUUUAUUCCAAACAAUAUUUUUACAUACUAUUCGAUUGAUUGUAAUAUCCAUAAUGUAACCAUUGCUUCAGAUACUGUACGUACUGAUGUAUAAGUACUAUCCAGUCAAUGAUAACUUUGACCCUAGAAUAGCUAAAAUGUAAAUAGUAGAAUAUUAAUAGUACUUAGCUAAGGUAGUUGGGAUGUUAGCAAUUAUGAUUGGUCCAAACUUUGGGUGUUUUUAUUUCUGGUGGACUGUAUUGUCUAUGUCGCGAUACCUGAUGAAGUUACCAUAGAUUUAGAUGAUGCCAUAAGGCAUUGACAGAACAAAGCUUUACGUAUAUUGUUUCUAAUAAAUUCUAUUUCUAAAUAUUGAAGUCUGUUACUGAGACGCAAAUAAGAAAAAUUAACAAUGUCAUUACUGAAAGUCAAAAAUAUUUUAAUUACCUUGAUUUUAAUAGGGUGAAUAGUUAAAAAGUCAAAAUACGUUCAGUGAUAUGUUGAUCUAUUAUUUCUUAUUUUGUUUAAAUAAAUAAAAAAACAAACAUAUCCCAUUGCAAUAGCAAACUUUAUUUAGAUAUGUCUUUAAUAUCUUUUACCAAUUGUAUUUUAUUUCAAAUUGUUCUCUAAGUAGAGAUUACAAUUGUAAUCAAUUUGAGACUUAUCAUAGUUAUCCACAGGUAUUUAAAAUCCUUAUCUUUUCUUAAAAAUGUCAUUAAUAUUUUUUUAUUCGUAGAUUAAAUACGGUGUAUAAUAUGUAGUUAUAAGUGUAAAAUAGAAAUUAUGUUGUGUUUAGCACUGGCAACAUUGUAAUUGCCUCGUUAUACAGACCUCUAUAAUUUAUACGAUGGACCGGUUUUUGCCACCGCUAUAAUGAUUUCGGUCGAUUGACUUUACUACAGUUCAUUGAUUGUACUUGGAACUAAUACGUCAGUUGACUAUAAAAACUGUUUUAUUGAGAACUCGGCACGAACAAUAUAAUGUCUCCUUUGUACGUGAUCUCCAGCGCAUAAAUUAUAGGUGACUUUAGAGUUACAAGUUUGAUACGGUUUGAAUGUGAACGGCAAUCAAUGUGUAAUAAGUUUAUUCGUAGCGAAGUCGCCGACUGUGAUUAUUUUUGCUAACAUUGACAUUUUUGUAAUGACAAUUAUAUACAAUAAUACUGUACCAAAUAA
Molecule: messenger RNA, 3866 nt
Organism: Leptidea sinapis
Lineage: Eukaryota; Metazoa; Arthropoda; Insecta; Lepidoptera; Pieridae
Gene: snu
Product: ABC transporter G family member 23
Exons: 16
Coding region: 178-2523 (781 amino acids)
Cellular component (GO): membrane
Molecular function (GO): ABC-type transporter activity; ATP hydrolysis activity; ATP binding
Source: RefSeq, a predicted model, not a curated record